UCGUUUUCAUCCAUCCAUUCGUUUUCUUCCUGGUUGAGGUCCAAGCCUUCACCAUCCUCACCGAACUGAAGCGCUCCCACUAUCUUCCUUAAUACUGUUACGCUCGUACUUUGCGUGCCCGAGAAAUAUUUUACAGCUUCUGCGGAGCUCAGAAUAUGGGGAUUGGGCGCCUGUGGAGCUACGUGUGCAGGGAUGGGCCGUCCGGAUUUGGAGCCUGUUCUACUGCAGAGCAAGUGACAGCGGGAAUUGAUGCCUCGAACCUCACCGCCAUUGUUACUGGAGCCACCAGUGGCAUUGGAAGAGAGACGGCAAGGGUCCUUGCUCUCAGAGGGGCGACAGUCAUCAUCCCCACGAGGAACCGGGAGAGUGGGCUCAAAGUGAAGGACAGCAUUCUCGAACAAGUGCCCAAUGCAAAGCUCGAUGUCAUGGAGAUCGACUUGGGCAGCCUCAGCUCGGUCAGAUCCUUCGUCACUACUUUCCUCGAUUCCAAUUACCCUCUCAACCUUCUCAUAAAUAAUGCAGCAAUCAUGGCCUGUCCCUUCCAACUUUCCAAAGAUGGGAUAGAGUUGCAGUUCGCCACCAAUCAUAUUGGGCAUUUCCUGCUGACAAACCUUUUGUUGGACAAGAUGAAGGCGACAGCCAAAGAGAGCGGAAUAGAAGGGAGGGUAGUGAACGUUGGCUCACUUUCCCAUAGAAGAACAUACAGCUCCGGCAUCCGGUUUGACAAGAUCAACAGUCCUUCUGGGUAUGCACCUUAUGCAUCUUAUGGCCAGUCCAAGCUUGCCAACAUCCUUCAUGCUAAAGAAUUAGGUAGAAGGCUGCAGGAGGAAGGGAUGAACGUGACGGCCAACUCUUUGCACCCUGGAGUUAUACCGACAAAUAUAACGCGCUACAUCAAGCCUAUAGGUACUUUUCUGUCCUUGUUGCAGGUCUUCUUGAAGGACGUCCAACAGGGAGCAGCAACCACCUGCUAUGUUGCUCUACAUCCAAAAGUGAAAGGGGUCUCUGGGAAAUACUUCAGCGACUGCAACGAGAGCCAUCCAACACCAUAUGGAGCUGAUGCUGAUUUAGCUAAGAAGCUAUGGGAAUUCAGUGAGGAAAUGGUGAAGACAAAACUAGGAUCACAGUAGUUACUGAUCGAUCAUCAUCUGCAAUCCAAGCAUUCAGGGAACUACAACUCAGCUCCUUUUCCAUUGCUUUCGUUGGUGUUGUUUCGCUGUCUACCCGCCUGCAGCAUCAUUCUUGCUAGGCGGCCUAAGAAAAAAGGGCCAUGAACUCUACCAAUUGUUCUUGAAUUGAACGUUGUCUUGGCACUUGAUUAGCUCAUACUACUUGCUUUAUGAAUCAGUAUUAAGGAAAGCUAAUGUUCGUUUGGA
Molecule: messenger RNA, 1376 nt
Organism: Nymphaea colorata (pocket water lily)
Lineage: Eukaryota; Viridiplantae; Streptophyta; Magnoliopsida; Nymphaeales; Nymphaeaceae
Product: short-chain dehydrogenase TIC 32, chloroplastic-like
Exons: 8
Coding region: 156-1130 (324 amino acids)
Source: RefSeq, a predicted model, not a curated record